AGAAGAGAAAAUAUGUAUUGAUGCAAGGAAUAUUGUGAUGAAGAAGCAAGCUUCAAGAAACAGUAUAGUUUUUUAUAUUGGUUUUUGUUAAUGCAUAAAAUCUUGCCGCAAUUAGCAUCAGCGGUGGAAAUGGUUCACGGUCCCAACAAGAACAUAUUCGGCAAUGAAGUGUUUAAUAAAAAAACUAGAAACCAUUGCUGUGUCAAAGUCUAUAAAUAGAGCAUUGCACCAAUUCACAAACAUAGUAAUUUCACUCCUUGAACUCUUAAUAACUAGCCAGAUUCAAGAAAAUCUUCAUCAAGAUGGGAUCCAAUGUUUCAACAGCUUAUGACGGCCAAGGCUCGCCAAGACAAAUCUACCAAAUGCCACCGCCGACGCAGCCUCAGCCAGCCAAGAAGGGCCAGGUCAUCGCAUUCCACUCCUCGGCUAAGUGGAAAAUCCAUUUUGAAGCAGCGAAGCAGACUUCAAAACUGAUCAUCGUUGACUUCACAGCCACGUGGUGUGGGCCGUGUAAGCAGAUUCUUCCGGUGAUCAAUGAGUUCGCCGAGAAAUAUACAGAAGUGGAUUUCAUCAAAAUCGACGUUGAUGAGUUAGAUGAUGUGGCUGAGGAAUACGGGGUUCAAGCAAUGCCGACUUUCAUACUGAUAAAGAAAGGAAAACAAGUGGAUAAGGUGGUGGGGACAAAGAAAGAUGAUCUCCAAAACAAGAUUGAGAAACACAGAUUCUAAAUUUCUAUCACGUAAAAUGAGCAUCAAUACCUUUGCCUUUAUGGCUAUUGAGAGAGAUUCUAGUAUAUUUAUUACUUCAAUAAUCUUGGCUCACAAUCUUCUUUACGAACAGCUACGGGAGAUGUAAAACUAUGAAGAAAGAGCUUUCCAUUUAAGAGGAAUUAUUAUAUGAUACAGAUUUCUCAUUGCA
Messenger RNA from Salvia splendens (bonfire salvia), 918 nucleotides. Its product is annotated as thioredoxin H-type. Gene Ontology annotation, molecular function: protein-disulfide reductase activity. The transcript is spliced from 3 exons. NCBI's taxonomy places the organism in Eukaryota, Viridiplantae, Streptophyta, Magnoliopsida, Lamiales, Lamiaceae. The record is from RefSeq and is a predicted model, not a curated record. Bases 303 to 728 code for a protein of 141 amino acids.